Messenger RNA from Tauraco erythrolophus (red-crested turaco), 606 nucleotides. Lineage: Eukaryota; Metazoa; Chordata; Aves; Musophagiformes; Musophagidae. The record is from RefSeq and is a predicted model, not a curated record.
UUAAGGAAACCUCUGAUUGAGCGGAAGCGAAGGGAAAGGAUUAAUAACUGCUUGGACCAGCUGAAGGAGACCGUUGUGGGCGUGUUUCACCUGGAUUCUAAACUGGAAAAAGCAGACAUCCUCGAAAUGACAGUGAAGCACCUCCAGAACAUCCAGAACAGCAAGCUGAUGGCCGACUCCAAACUGGGGCUCGAAGCACAGCAGAGGUACAGCACGGGGUACAUCCAGUGCAUGCACGAGGUGCACAACCUCCUCCUCACCUGCGAGUGGAUGGACAAGACCCUCGGAGCAAAAAAGCUGAAAUCCUUACCCAGGUCUGGCGAAGACACCGGCAAAGCGGCAUUAAGGUCUUCCAGCCCAUCUCAGCAGCUUCCCUCGAUGCCAAAAAGCCCCCUGAGCCCUAAGGGGAGAACGCGGGGCACAAACCUGGCACAGGAGCGCUUCUACCCGGCGGAGAACAAGCAGGCUUCCAAGAAUUCCUUCCAGCUGCCGCAGCUGUCAGUUUUCAGCCAGGUUGAUGCUGCACCUCCCAGACAGGUCCUGCAGCCAAAUUUUUCCCAUAACAACCCAAGAAUGGGGUCGUUAGAUAUGUGGAGACCGUGGUAA